Messenger RNA from Polyodon spathula (Mississippi paddlefish), 4118 nucleotides. RefSeq names its product KAT8 regulatory NSL complex subunit 1-like. Gene Ontology annotation, cellular component: NSL complex. Lineage: Eukaryota; Metazoa; Chordata; Actinopteri; Acipenseriformes; Polyodontidae. The transcript has 14 exons. The coding region runs from base 1 to 2628 and encodes 875 amino acids. Gene Ontology annotation, molecular function: histone acetyltransferase binding. The record is from RefSeq and is a predicted model, not a curated record.
AUGGGGGACCUUAUAGCAUCUCGACCCAUCGAGCCUGCAGCUCUGGGUCUGGCCCCUGAACAGCUGCAUCUGAGCCAUCUGCUUCUGUACAACCGGGUUUUUGACACCCUACAAAAUGCCAAAGCAGCAUCCAUGUGUUCCCAGUACAGGUACAAGUGGAGCAUCUUGCAGACCUGGAGAGAACCGUCCUUCUCGGCCCACGAGUGGCACUGGGUGGAGCAGAGAGCCAAGGUGGGCAGUCGAUGGGUGUGGCUACAGGCACAGGUGUCUGACCUGGAGUACCGUAUCCGGCAGCAAACUGAACUUUACAGACACAUCCGUACCAACAAGGUGCCGGUGGUUCUGUGUGAAGCCCCCUCUCUGGAGUCCUUGUUGAGAGAACCCUCUCACUUGGGGCCAGGGCAAACCCCUGUCUCCCCGUCCCCCUCUGCUUCCUCCCUGCUCAGCCCUGCUCAGCUCUUGCACAACCUCUGCCACCAGAGCUCUCGUGUGGCCCAGUCUCUGGGCAGUGUGCUGUCCCCCUCCAGCUCCUCAGGGUCCCCUUUCAACUCUCCGGGAGUGCUCAAUGGCUCCCUCCACAGCUCUGAGGUAUGUGACAGCUCUCUGGAGGCUCUCUGGAAGAGACAACGGGUGGACUGUCUGAGUGCCCCGGCUGCCCCACUGGACAGCAGCUGUGUGGCAGCCCGGGUUCGACCGCUGCAGCGCCACCAGAGACGCAGGCUGGUACGCAUCGGCGGGGCACCCUACGUGCGAGCCAAGCCUCUGAUGCUACGCUGUAGCUGUGAGCUGUCCUCCUCCUGUAUUCUGUGUGGUGGCCGCCGCCUCCCCACUCAGACCCCCGACCACAGCGGCUGCACUAUGGAGGAGCGUGGGGCUGCACUGGAGCCCUCAUUCCACCCCAUCCUCUCAUUCUCACACGAUCUUCCUCUUCACCUACUCGUAGAAGGCAAGCUGCAGGAUGCAGGUCAGUCUCUGAGCCCUCACUGGCUGAAGGGGGGCAGGGCCACCCCGGGACCACACAGGCACCUCCAGCAGGAGUCGGGCCCCACACUGCACAGGAUGAAGGAGGAGACACAGGGGCCUCACAGGGUCAAAGCUCUGCGGCUCUCCCAGAUCAAGAGGAAACUCACAGACACCUCCAAGAACGCCUGCCACAAGCUGGCCUCUUCACUGCUCUCCUCUGCCAAAUAUGGUCACAGUAAAAGCAGUUCUGAGCGGUUACUCAAGCAUCGCUUAGAGAGCUGGCAGACUGCUCCCAACUUCCAGACUAUUCCCACAUUGGAGAAGAGCCGAUCCCAAAUCAGGAAACUUCAUUCCACCCUCCGACCUCACGGCUGUGCGAGUCGAGGCGAGAAGCUGCAGAGGGGCGCAGGCAGCCCCAGUCUCUACAUUCCCAAAACCUGUCCCGAGGCCCAGUCCCAGACCACAGUAAUCCCGGCCAAUGACCCCACACUGACUGGCUCUCUCACCACCACCACCCCACAGCAACCAAGCCGGCGUCGGAGAGGGGAGAGCUCGUUCGACAUCAAUAACAUCGUCAUCCCCAUGUCCAUGGCACUAGGAGCCAGAGUGGAGAAGCUGCAGUACAAGGAGAUCCUCACGCCCAGCUGGCGUCACCUAGACCCGGAGGUGCUCCAGCCUGUCGACUUUACAAGCUCCGAGCGAGAGGAAGAAGAGGCGGAGGAGGCGGACACGUCGGACGAGACCUACCUGAGCCGACACUCUCAGUGGGAGGAGAGGGAGAGGUCUCGCUGGGGCAGCUGGGCCCCAAGCUCCACACAGCGCAGAGUGGGCCGGCCAUCUAACAAAGGAGAUGGCAGACUGACGCCCCAGCCUCCUCUGCAGUCAAAGCUGGGUCUCUGCCACCUGCCAUCCCCCCCGAGCGGCAGACUGAUCCCCCCAGCCUCAGGAGCAAAACCUAUUUGUGGACACACAGCCCCCCCGAGACUGGGACCAGGCGGGGCGAGUGCUCUCUCAGUGUCAGUGAGGGUCUCCUUCAGCUCUGGACCCACACCUGGCCCUGGCGGGCGAGUGCUCUCCUUCAGUGAGGACACCACCUCCUCCCUGCCUGACGAUGAGCUGCUGACGGUGCUGCCCUGGGAGCCACGCUGCUUCCCCCUGUCGGACGGUGAUCUGCAGCUGCUGCAGCAGAGCCCUGAGGAUGAGGAGGAGGCCUUCCAGCAGAUCCGAUGGCCCCCAGGGACAGGCCGGAACAGCUCAGUAGCCACAGGGAGCCCCAGCACGCAGGGCAUUCGGACUGAGAGCACCGACUCUGGGAUAUCCCUGGGCAGCAUGGAGCUCACUCCCACCUCCCUGACCCCCCAGGUCUCUCACUAUAGCCUGGACUCGGAUGCCUUCCCUCCUCCCUUGCACAGACUUGCACCCAUCUCCCUGCACCACCCAGCUCCUCACUGCAGCCUGGAAAUGGACACACUCCCUCACCCGUCUCACAGACUCGCCCCCAUUUCUCUGCAGCCCCCUCUGUCACACAGUAAGCACGGCAAUCCCUUGCCUACCUCCCAGCACCCCCUCUUCAGUUCCGUGCUCCAUCUCACACACUGUAGUCCCUCUAACACAGAUGACAUCAGGACGUCUGAAACCGCAGCCAGUAAAAUGUAUGAGCCUUAGUCUGCUAGUGCAGAUAUAACCAAGGGAUUGCUCCUGUAUUUAAACAAAACAAAAGAAACAAAACAUGCUGUUCCGGUUGCUUUUUACGUUUGAUAUUCAAACAUCUAUAGUUCUGAGGCAAAAACACCUUAAGGUACACAUUAAACUAUCUGUCUCUUAAUCUAUCUAACCUACCCCACACCACACCCACCCCACCCCUACACAAUACCUUUUGUAUGUUCUUUCUUUCUUUCUUUCUUUCUUUGUUUCUUUCUUUAAUUUAACAUCAAACUUCUGGUGCAACAGUUCUGUCAAACAAAAUGGCUCUCAACAGUUCUGCAGUUUUAAAGGUUUCAUCCAGGUAGACCAAAAGUUUAACAACUUGUGUGGAACAAGAUUAUCUCUGGGAAUAUAUUUCUGUGCCACUAGUAUCACUAGCACACUCAUCUAUCACCUUCGUCUAACAGUUUAUAAUCUCAUGUAUGCGCCUCUUAUCAGAUUCAACUAGUGAAUCUGAACAAACCUGAAGCAGGUGCUGUGGGGGAGUCAGACUGGUUUGUCCUGAAGUGUUUUGUGCCUGGGUUCUUUUUUUCUAUUCUGGUACAGUACUGUUGUACAACUGGUGCUUUAAUGUUGUCUGCAGAAGUAAAACUGCAAAGUGGAAGCCAGUGAAACCAUCCUUCAGUACAAAGUUAUGACAAGCUGCUGAAAGAAAAAUUAUUGCUGGCAAAGAGUAGUAGUGAGCAGGAGUGUGUUUUGAGGAUGUAAUCUGCUUAACAUUGCUUUAUUACAAUAAGUGUUAUUUCUGUUAGUUAUCUACACAGAAUAGGUAACCAUGAAGCUUAUUCAGAUGGCAUUACUGUCUGCUCCCUCUAUAGUAAUCAGUACAGACUGUUCACACUACAUAUUCUUUUUAUUUGCAUAGUAUUUUCCAAAACACCAGAAUUAGGCUUUCUCUACUCCUCCAUCCCCUUUCAACAAAGCAGAAAGUACUCCAUUUUAGAUUUGUUUUGAGGUUAAAUGACUAAAUUGUAGAACUGAUCUGCUUGGCUAAUUUACCCUUGCAAUGAUUUAUUAGAUUUUUGUAGAUUUAAGGGGAUGGGGUUUGCUGCAGGUAAAUUAAAUACCUUGUAAGUAAUCCUUACAAUGACCACCCUGCCACUGCAUAAUCCUAUAACCUCGGAGUCUUACUGUGGCAGCGAGUUAGUUCCACUGGGAGAGAUACGGUCUGCAUUCCUUUAUAACUACCCAAGGUACAUUUGACUUGUUUAAUGUGGAAAUGUGUUUAAAAAAUAUAAAUAAACCAGCUUUAAAACACCUGUUCCUUAGCACUUUUCAGUUUGCGGGAGAUGCUGUCUGUCUGUCUGUCUGUCUCUUUGUGUCAGUUCAUACUGGUCCUGUCGGAGUUUGGAAAGCAGCUGCUCAGGUCCUGCCCUUCAGAGUGGGGUUGGGGAUUACCUUUGUAAAUUGUAUUUAUAAAAUAUACCACCAAAAAAAAAAAAGUCAUUAUA